This is a messenger RNA of Arxiozyma heterogenica, 2388 nucleotides long. It is a transcript of the gene BDF1, whose product is annotated as chromatin-binding protein BDF1. The transcript has a single exon. The coding region runs from base 1 to 2388 and encodes 795 amino acids. Lineage: Eukaryota; Fungi; Ascomycota; Saccharomycetes; Saccharomycetales; Saccharomycetaceae. The record is from RefSeq and is a predicted model, not a curated record. Gene Ontology annotation, cellular component: chromatin; nucleus. Gene Ontology annotation, biological process: chromatin remodeling; regulation of DNA-templated transcription.
AUGGAAUUUCCACAACCACUCUCACCUAAGAAGGAAGAAAAUAUUACUGCUAUUUCCACAACAACCACUACCACUACUACUCCCCAAAAUAUGAAUACUCCUGUUCAAACACCGAACAGUGAUGACAAUACAAAUUCAAAUGAAAAUCCCAUUGAAGACUCAAAUACUACUACAACUGACACCUUCACCUCCACUACUACUACUAUAGAUCAAAAUAUUUCACCAGAUAUAAAAGAAUUAGAUUCACCACAGGAUAAUAAUAAUAAUAAUAAUAAUAAUAAUAAUAAUCCAUUAUCAGAUAAUAUAGAUAAUAAAGAUGAACAACAAAAUGAAAAUACUGACACUUCAAAUAAUGAUGCAAAUGAAAAAAAUACAAAAAAUUCAGAUUCCUCAAAUGAAACCGAUAAAGAUAAAAUUACCAACACAGAAAGCACUUCCAAUGAUAGUAAUAUUCCUAUAAUCGACCCUGCCACUACUAAACCUGCUCCUCCUCCCCCACCAGAACCUGAUAUGAAUAACCUACCAGAUGACCCUAUCCCUGAGCACCAAAAAAGGCAUGCUUUGAUGGCUAUAAAAGCAGUGAAAAGAUUAAAGGACGCUAAACCAUUCUUAUUGCCUGUAGAUACCGUUGCUUUAAACAUCCCUUUUUAUUACAACUAUGUUAAACGUCCAAUGGACUUGUCCACCAUCGAAAAAAAACUAAAUGUUAAUGCCUAUGCCACACCAGAAGAAAUUACUGAAGAUUUUGACAGAAUGGUAAAUAAUUCAAUAAUUUUUAAUGGCGCAACAUCUGUCAUCUCCCGAAUGGCAAGAAAUAUUCAAGCAGCUUUCGAAAAACACAUGCUAAAUAUGCCUGCAAAGGAAGCUGUGAUUUUAGGUAAAAGCUCUAGGCCUAAUAGAAAAGCAGGUAGUGUUUCUAAUGAUACUAAAAAUACAUUUACUACUACCACUACCACUACUACUACUGCUAAUACAACAACCAAUAGUAAUAGUAGUAAUAGUGCCGGUAAAGGUAGAAAAAGAAGUAGAAAUACCGUAGAUCCUGAUCAACCUGUAGUUAUUAGACGAGCACCAACACACAACGGUAGACCAAAGAGACAGAUCCAUCCUCCUAAAUCUAAAGACAUUUAUCCAAUUGAAAAUAAAAAACCUAAAUCUAAAAAAUUACAACAAGCAAUGAAAUUUUGUGGUUCUGUUUUAAAAGAAAUGAUGUCAAAGAAAUAUUCAAGCUUCAAUUACCCAUUUUUGGAGCCAGUUGAUCCUGUAGCAAUGAAUAUUCCCACGUAUUUUGAUUAUGUGAAACAUCCAAUGGAUUUAGGUACUAUGCAAAACAAGUUAUCAAAUUGGGAAUAUCAAUCCUUAGAAGAAUUCGAAAAAGAUAUGAAAUUGGUGUUUAGCAAUUGUUACGCAUUCAAUCCCGAUGGAACAAUUGUCAAUAUGAUGGGUCAUCGUUUAGAAGAGGUGUUUAAUUCUAAAUGGGCAGAUAGACCAAUUUUUUCCAAUUAUAAUGAUGAUGAAUAUGACAAUGAUAAAAACGGUAACAAUAACCUUAAUAAUAAUAACAACGAUAAUGAUGUCAUAUAUGAUGAAAAUGACAAUGAUCGGUACGAUGAUGACGACGACAUUGAUGAAACCGCAAUUACAAACCCUGCUAUUCAAUAUUUAGAAGAGCAAUUGGCCAGAAUGAAAGUUGAAUUACAAGAAUUAAAAAGACAGGAAAUUGAAAGAAUUAGAAAAGAAAGAAGAUUAUUGAGAGGCCAAAGUAAUACUGCUAAAUAUCAACAAAGGUCAACAAAUAGAAGGCGGAUGAAUAAUAAAAGAAGCGGAGGACCAAACAAAUCUAGUAAGUUAAACCGCGAUAGAAAAAGAUUAAAGACUGUUGUAACUUAUGAUAUGAAAAAAUGCAUUACAGAACAUAUCAAUGAUCUUUCUUCCACUAACUUGGAGAAAGUUAUCAAAAUAAUUAUGCCAAAUAACGUUGGCCAAGAAGAAGUGGAGUUAGAUUUAGACACAUUGGAUAAUGAUACCAUCUUAACCUUAUACAACACAUUUUUCAGACAAUUCGAUGAAUCUGCCAGCAACAAUGGUAAUGCCAAUAACUUAAGUGAUCAUAAUGACCAUAGAGACUAUUCACCAUUAUCUCCAAAUUCUACUAUAAAUAACAAAAAGAGAAAAUCAAGACAAUUGAGUCAAGAAGAAGAGUCAAGACAAAUUGAAAAGAUUAAGAACAAAUUGGCUUAUUUGGAACAUGCUUCUCCGUUAAGCUCUAAUGGAUCACCAACGAAUAUGAAAACAAACCCUCUAAAUAAGGCAUCCUUAUCUAUAUCCACAUCUUCCUCUUCCUCAAGUGAUGAUGAUGACGAUGAAAGUGAAAGUGAAGAGGAGUAA